This is a messenger RNA of Macadamia integrifolia, 670 nucleotides long. Its product is annotated as organ-specific protein S2-like. The transcript has 2 exons. NCBI's taxonomy places the organism in Eukaryota, Viridiplantae, Streptophyta, Magnoliopsida, Proteales, Proteaceae. The record is from RefSeq and is a predicted model, not a curated record. Bases 99 to 464 code for a protein of 121 amino acids.
UAAGAGCUAGAGUUUCUAGUGACUCUCAUGCAAAUAGAGUAAGUCAAAGCUGUGGUUGCUACAGUUGGGAGGAAGAAGAAGAAGAAGAAGAAGUGACUAUGGAGUUUGUCUUGGCUUUCCUCACCAUUUCUUCACUUCUCUUGUUUUCUAAUUCAAUUGAUGCAAGAAAAGACCCAGCAGAGUAUUGGAAGGAUGUGAUGAAAGAGCAACCUAUGCCAGAAGCCAUUCAAGGGCUUCUGCCUUCAAAUACUGGAUCUGAUGCAGCCUUGGAGAAGACCCAGAAUAAGGAGCAGAAAUUUAACUUGGAUUUAAAUAUCCAGAGUACUGCAAUCAUCUAUCAUGGCCAUGAUGAGCAUAAUAAAGAAGAAGAUAAGGCAUCUAUGAAGGGCUUUGAGCUGAAUAGUUCAGAGAAGAAAUCUUUUGUUAAGGAGUUUAAGCCAAGGCCUAACUAUGUCUUCAUCUGAUGAGGACUUUUCAAGACAACCCCAUUAGGCUAUUACUGUCUCUGCACAUAAGCAGAUUCUGCAACUCUCUCUCUCUCUCUCUCUAUUUUUUUUUUUUUUCGGGGGAUGUAGAUGUGGGUGUGAACCAUCAUGUGAUUUGUUUGGGUUUAUGGCUUUGUUUAAUAUCCUAUUAAAUAUUAUUGAAUGAUAUGGUGAUUUGCUUCUAA